CAUAUAUCAUAACGUGCCUUGAUGUAAUAAUAAAAAUAAUAUUUUUUACCACAAUAUACGAUUUCAUCUCCGCAGUUCUAAAAUUGUAAACAUUAUUUUUUUUAAUUUUUUUUAAGUAAUUCGACAACUUGUAUAAAUCAUCUUUCCUGAAUUUGCGAGGAUUCAACAGUCCUCUGACAUAAUAUUGUUCGAAGAAGAAAUCAAGAAUGAUUCUAUUUUAAAAUGAUUACUUAUCGAUGAACAAUAACUUAAAAAUUUUAAACACGUAAUGGCUGAUCGCAAAAAGUUAAACGAAAAUAAAAACUAUUUAAAUCAACAUUAUAUGAAUAAUCUACUUAUAUAUAUUAUGAUUUUGAUAUUUCCUUUGAGUAGCAGUACACUUGAAACUAAGCUAAAUAAAAUCGAUUGUUCAGAUUCAAUGACGUGCUCCAAAUGUGCAAUUAAACCUAUGUGUGUAUGGUCUUUAGAGCAACAAACUUGUGAAAACGAGAAUCAAUUCAACUCUUCAAGUUUAAAAGCUUCUCGAAUAGAUGAAUGUCCAAAGUUUUCAGUAACUAAAGAAUUUAAAUAUAAUAAUUUGCAAAUUGUGUUUAACUUAAUUGUUAAGUUAUCUAAUGAUUCGAUAGGUUUUUCAAAUUAUCUCAAUAAUAAUUGUACAUUUUAUGUUGGACAAAAAAAAUGUAAAAAAAUUAAUAUAAUCAAGUCAAACAACGAAAUAAUAAUAUCAUCAUGUCCAUUUCACUUAAACAGAACAUAUUUCACGGAUGUCCAUUCAUCGUCGUACACUUAUUUUACUUUUAUUAAGUUCAAUGACGUCAUGCUACGGUUUGACAACGUCGCCGAUCACUAUAUUACAUUUUAUAAACAGGAAGUAUGUUCCACCGACGAGAAGCACAAAAUAUCCUGUGCAACUUGUGCAUGGAAUAAUGAUGGAUAUUCAAACUACUUGAGAUGGUGUUCGUUUAACAACACCUGCAAGAUUCAGAAAGAACAAUACUUGAAGAACUACGAAUUUAACACGAAAACUGCGUAUGUGAAGAAUGAUUGUGCCGAAAUAAAUGUGACGGCGGUCGAUCCGCUGACUGCGCCAAAAACUGGCGGCACGAUCGUAACAAUCAUUAUUAGAAACCACAGGAUAUUCGCAGAAAAUCGAAAUAUAACUGUGACAGUGGCAGGAACGGUUUGCUCGAACCCCAGGACAUCUGGACCCGAGACUAUAACUUGCACCACGUCACAAUCGAACGAAACAUCAUACGGCCCGAUCGUGGUCGAGUACUCGUCGUUGACCGGAGGCGUGUUGAAAAUCGAGUCGUCACAGAUAUUCCAGUUUUACGUUAGCUCUACCUGUGGCACGCCCAGUCCCAUACUGGACGGUGAUCAACAACUUGGAGGCGUAGAGUCUGGUGGUACCUCCGUGUGGAUCCGUGGCGAUCAUUUCGUUGAACCUUGCGUUGUAUCCUCCGCUCUACUGUACGUCGACCUGUCCAACGGUGUCAGACAAUACGCAAAAAGUUAUUGCGAUACUCCGACUAACGAUACGUACAUGGUUUGUCGAUCACCUAGUGUGAACGGGAUUGGGAACGCGUCGGUUGUGGGACAGCUAUUGAACUUUGGGCUGGAUAUCACAUUUAAAAAGAACGACUCAUCCAUGAAUGAUUCGCUACUCGUCGAUGUUCGUAAUCCACUGCUCAAAUACCACGUGCACCCAGAUCCGUAUCUGGUGGACUUCGAAAUAGACGGAAACAGCUCAGUAGUUGUUCAUGGCCUCCAUUUGCAGUACGUCCAACCCGAAGACAUCGUGAUACGAUCCGUGGAUUCACCGUCUGCUCGUUGCGAGAUCGUCUCUGCCACGCGACACAGUUUAAUAUGCCAGCUUACCAUGGCUAUUGCUGCGUCACAAGAGAUCUCCGUCACAUUCGGCAAUUCGUUGCUGUACACAGUAAUUAGAAAAGCAUCGCCUCGUGCUCCUGUGUAUCCUUACAAACUUCCCAGCUGGCUCAGCGGGAUCAUCGCCAUUUCCACAGGGUUGAUAUUUGUCUUUGUCUUAGUUUAUUGCCUAAAAACGAACCAUCGUUAUAACGUGACGAAAAAUAUUCGUAACCCACCGGUGGCUUUCACAGGAUCACAGAAUCUAUAUAAAAACACUGCCAUGUAAUGCUGAAAGUUUACAUCGCUUACGCUAAAAAUCGAGCUUUUUCAACACGAUAUGUAAAAUUAUACGAAAAAAAUGAAAAUCUUUGACUGUUUAUUUUCUAGUACCUAACAGUUCCAAAUACCAUACUCUAUAAUUGAAUACUUAUUGCAGUUGUCAUGUAACGAGACUAGCCAAAUACAAUUUUUAGGAUAGAUCUAUAACCCUUUUAUCACCUCAUUUAAAUAUUUUUUAUAUACCUACUUUAAUAAUAUCAAAUUUUAAUACUUUGUUAAAAGCUUAAAAUAUAUAACUAAUACAGAUUCCUCAUAACCAGUGUUAAUAUUACCUCAAUAGAAAAAAAAAUCUUAUAAUUUAUUUUACUUGAAUAAUUAUUGUUUAAGUCUUACCAACAUGUAUGCUAUUUGCUUAUCUACUUGGCUUAAAGAGAAGGAAUCAAGAAUAGAUUUAAAUAAGAUUUCCAAUACUCAUUUACCUUCUCACUCUAUAAUUAAGCUCAAUUAACAUAGAUGCCUAUUUGGAGGGUGCAAGACAAGGGAUUUUUCCCUCCUGGAAAAAAAAUUAUAUGAACUUGUAAUUCAAUAAACAUUACCUUGAUAUUAUCUAAUUACGAUGACAAAUUGUU
Molecule: messenger RNA, 2777 nt
Organism: Melanaphis sacchari
Lineage: Eukaryota; Metazoa; Arthropoda; Insecta; Hemiptera; Aphididae
Product: plexin-B-like
Exons: 3
Coding region: 269-2155 (628 amino acids)
Biological process (GO): semaphorin-plexin signaling pathway involved in axon guidance; positive regulation of axonogenesis; regulation of cell migration
Cellular component (GO): semaphorin receptor complex
Molecular function (GO): semaphorin receptor activity
Source: RefSeq, a predicted model, not a curated record